Pimephales promelas (fathead minnow) is the source of this 2471-nucleotide messenger RNA. It is a transcript of the gene ctdsp2, whose product is annotated as CTD small phosphatase 2. Lineage: Eukaryota; Metazoa; Chordata; Actinopteri; Cypriniformes; Leuciscidae. Gene Ontology annotation, molecular function: RNA polymerase II CTD heptapeptide repeat phosphatase activity. The record is from RefSeq and is a predicted model, not a curated record.
CAAUACACGGAAAAACAAAUAAAUCGUCAAUUAUCGACUGUUUUCGCUUCUUGUCUCCUUAAAUUACACAAACGGGCGAAUUUGUCGUGUUUUUUAGUCAAAUGCUAUUUUGGAUCUACCCCAGUUACGGGGUUGUUUAUCUGUAGUAAGGGGAACUUGAAACCGUCCUUGCCCCAUGUCCUCGGUUGUUUUUCUUCUUUCGCCUGGAUUCUCCAUGUUGUUGGAGAAAAAGUGAGGGCUUUACCAAGACCAGAGGGGGCUAUGGAUAAAUAUACGAGCGAUAAAGUAACCGAGACGCGAAUCCUAGAAAAUAGCAGAUAAGAUUAAAACAAAAACAAAGUGGCAUGCCCCUCCCAUGUGGAAGAGAAUAGAAGGCGGGAAUAAAUAAAUAUCAAAAUAAUUUGUCGCCGUAGGUUUGAGAUUUUUUUUUUUUUGUGCGAUCGGAAUUAUUCAUUUCAAGCCUCGUUAGCUUUUAAUGCCACUAACAAAUGCGGACCGACUGUUUGUCGCUGGAAAAGGUUGGUUGGACGUUAAGGGCUGUGCGUUUGUUAGAUGGAAAGUUCUAUCAUCACUCAAGUGCAGAGAGAGGAUUCUCGGUUAUCUUCGAAAACAGAUCAGGUGAAUAAAAACUCGCCUCAGAAACCUGGAAGUCGGAAUAUCUUCAAAAAGCUCAUCUGUUGCCUUCGAGCUCAAGAUGCCCAACUGCCAACGUCACCUACCCACGAUGCCUUGCUAGCGCCCGAGGACCAUGGGACCAUUGCCAAAAUAUCAGGAGAGUGUCUGCUGCCAGAAGUGACCUCUCAUGACCAGGGGAAGAUCUGUGUGGUCAUAGAUCUGGAUGAAACACUGGUGCAUAGCUCCUUUAAGCCAAUAAGCAAUGCUGAUUUCAUUGUGCCUGUGGAGAUUGAGGGGACCACACACCAGGUGUACGUGUUGAAGAGGCCAUACGUGGAUGAGUUUCUCCAGAGGAUGGGAGAACUCUUUGAAUGUGUUCUGUUCACUGCUAGCCUUGCUAAGUAUGCAGACCCCGUGACCGACCUGCUGGAUCAGUGUGGCGUGUUCCGGACGCGGCUAUUCCGUGAAUCUUGUGUGUUCUAUCAAGGCUGCUAUGUUAAAGACCUGAGUCGCCUCGGCCGUGAGCUCCACAAAACCCUGAUCCUGGACAACUCCCCUGCCUCAUACAUCUUCCACCCUGAAAAUGCUGUUCCCGUCCUCUCCUGGUUCGAUGAUUCAGAGGACACUGAGCUGCUUCACCUCAUCCCAGUAUUUGAAGAGUUAAGUCAGGCCGAUGAUGUCUACAGCAGACUCGAACAACUCAGGGGUCCAUAAUCCCUACACCAUCAGACCAGGGCAAACCUCCAUGUUGUGUAGCACUGACUGCCAAUCACACACAAGCGGCUCAUAUGACAGUAAACUCCGCCUUCUGACCUGAAAACAAACACAAAAGCUCAUAAUUCUGCUCAGCACAAAGUAUAUGCGGUUUUUCUACGUGGUUUGAGGGACCUUAAACACUUAGUGAUGAUAAAUAUUGGGGUCAGGGGCCAGCUUUGUCAUUGAGCUUGCCUUUUGCAAUAACAAUUUACAGAUUUUAUAUUCCUUUUUUACUUUUCUAUUUUUUGUGUUAUUUGUUGUUUUUUUAUGUUUAUGAUGACAUCCUUUGGGAGAUUAAACAGAUUGCAGGGUCUAAUUAAGUCACAAGUAAUCCGCAACAGUUGAAGCUGAAGCACAAUAAACUUUCAGGCCAGUCUCUCUAUGCAAGUUCUACACAUCGUUUUUAUCCAACAUGCUAUGCAUAAUUUUUCCAUAAAUGCAAAUGUGACACCAAGCACCCAUACAUCUUUGUUGUCCUAUUAAUUAAGGCCUUGUUUAAACUGCACUGUUUUCUACUGUCGCUGAAGUGCGUUACCAUAGCAUUAAAAGACCUGUUUUUAACACUGUUCCAUGUGAAUUACAACUACAUACCCUCCUGUAUUCAUCUUAAAGUGGCCUUAUCUAUCUGCUUCGUGUACUUGAUGGGGUUUUAUUAUAUGUGAGGAGCAGAAUUAACACCACAGAAUGAACCAAAGAGAUUUAUCUUGUUCAGUUAUUGUACUUCUCUCUGCUGUAUUUAUGCAGACAAUUACUUGUCCUGUCAUUUAUGUGUAUAUUUGGUUGAACUUGAAAGUCUUUGUAUGAGACAUGAACUUGAAAAUGUCCAUCUUUGUAUGAUCUGUUGAUGCAGACCAGAUGCUCCACCUCUGUGCGUCAUCUUAUUUUAUUUAAACAUGAUCAUAAUCAUGUUUAUAUUAUAACUUGGUUUUACUGUAGCACAAAUAUUCAAAAUGGCCAUGAUUUUUUAUAAACACAGCCAAGUGUUCGAAGGGCAGAUUAUUGCCUUUUGGUUAAAAGAUUCGCCCUGAUAAGGACUGUGUUGUCAUAUUUUUGACUUUUGUAUUGCCGACAAUAAAACAUUUUUUUUGUGCAACAUGUAA